Penicillium angulare is the source of this 924-nucleotide messenger RNA. RefSeq lists its product as uncharacterized. The transcript has 2 exons. The record is from RefSeq and is a predicted model, not a curated record. NCBI's taxonomy places the organism in Eukaryota, Fungi, Ascomycota, Eurotiomycetes, Eurotiales, Aspergillaceae. The coding region runs from base 1 to 924 and encodes 307 amino acids.
AUGCAUCAUCAAGUCGAGUUCAACCCUCACAUCCUCGAAUCCGCCGCGUCUCGUACGGUGAUCAUCACAGGCGGCGCGGGGGGAAUCGGCGGUGCGACCGCUCGAAUCUUCAACGAACACGGUGCCAAUGUAGUUAUUGGAGAUCUGCCUAUCUUUGAACAAAAUGCAAAUGAUCUAAUUGCAUCGUUCCCGCAUCCAUCGCGCACGUUAUUUGUUCCAGUCGACAUCACAAAAUGGGAUGAUAUGAAAAACCUUUUCGAUCGCGCAAUAGCGACAUUUGGUGGGGUAAACAUCGUGGUUGCGAACGCGGGCAUUAUGGAGUCUGAAGAGCUUCUUGAUAUGGAUAAUCUUGAUGAGAAUGGAGAUCUACGAGAUAGUGAUGAGGCUUGUAAAGUUUUUGAUGUCAAUGUCAAGGGAACUUUGAAUACAAUCAGACUUGGAAUGCACCAUAUGAAGAGUCUGAAUUCGACAAGCUCCUCUCCAAACUCGAUCAUUCUGGUAUCUUCGACCUCGGGAUACUUUGGAGGAACUGGUGUUCUGGGUUAUAUUGGCUCCAAGCAUGGGGUUACUGGCCUUCUCCGGGGGUCACAGGCUGCAGCACAGAAAUACGGAGUUAAAGUUAAAGGUAUCGCACCCUUUUUUACGCCGACUAGAAUUACUGCAGGUCUUGCUGUGCGGUGGAAGGAUUCCGGAAUGGAAGCCAACACGCCCGAGCAUGUUGGGAAUAUUAUCGCCCAAUCUGCACUUGAUGACUCUCCGAGUGGAAGCUGUAUAUUGGUAGCUGGAAAAUAUCUUCGCGAGCUUGAGCUAACGAGAGCGAAAAUGAUGCCUGGGUGGUUAGGCCAGGAUUUGGUCGAUUUUAUGGGUAGGGCUUUCAGGUUCAUCAUGGAUACUGGCUAUAACACCCCAAAGAAGUAUAAUUAA